GGGAGCGGCGGGCGCCGCGGUCGGGGCGGGCGCGCGCGGCAGCAUGGAGGAGCUGAGCAGCGUGGGCGAGCAGGUCUUCGCCGCCGAGUGCAUCCUGAGCAAGCGGCUCCGCAAGGGCAAGCUGGAGUACCUGGUCAAGUGGCGCGGCUGGUCCUCCAAACAUAACAGCUGGGAGCCAGAGGAAAAUAUCUUGGACCCAAGGCUGCUCCUGGCCUUCCAGAAGAAGGAACACGAGAAGGAGGUGCAGAACCGGAAGAGAGGCAAGCGACCCAGGGGCCGGCCAAGGAAGCACACGGUGGUGUCCUGUAGCCGGCACUCCAAGCUCAAGGAACCUGACGCGCCCUCCAAAUCCAGCAGCUCCUCUUCUUCCUCCACGUCUUCCUCCACCUCCUCCGAUGAAGAGGACGACAGUGACUUAGACGCCAAGAGGGGUCCCCGGGGCCGCGAGACCCACCCGGUGCCUCAGAAGAAGGCCCAGAUCUUGGUGGCCAAACCCGAAUUGAAGGACCCCAUCCGGAAGAAGCGAGGCCGCAAGCCCCUGCCCCCGGAGCAGAAGGCGGCCCGGAGACCCGUGAGCCUGGCCAAGGUGCUGAAGACCGCCCGGAAGGACCUGGGGGUGCCGGCCAGCAAGCUGCCUCCUCCGCUCAGCGCCCCCGUGGCAGGCCUGGCCGCUCUGAAGGCCCACGCCAAGGAGGCCUGCGGAGGCCCCAGCACCAUGGCCACCCCGGAGAACCUGGCCAGCCUGAUGAAGGGCAUGGCUGGCAGCCCCAGCCGGGGUGGCAUCAGCUGGCAGAGCUCCAUCGUGCACUACAUGAACCGAAUGAGCCAGAACCAGGCCCAGGCCGCCAGCAGACUGGCCCUCAAGGCCCAGACCGCCGGCAAGUGUGGCCUCGGGCUGGACCUUAAGGUGAGGACGCAGAAGGGGGAGCUGGGGAUCAGCUCCCCAGGAAGCAAAGUCCCAAAGGCCCCCAGCAGUGGGGCUGUGGAGCAGAAAGGGGGGAGUGCAGGGGGGCCCCCCUAUGUCCACAGUAGCAGCAAGGGCCCUGCCGGGUGCCUGGGCCCCCAGCCUGCACCCACCCAGGAGCUGAGCCUCCAGGUCUUGGACUUACAGAGUGUCAAGAACGGCACAGCGGGGGUGGGCAUGGUUGCCCGCCAUGCCACAGCCAGCAAGGGUGUCCCUGCCACCUGCCCAGCUGCAGGGAAGAGCGCCGGGGGCGGCCCCGCAGUGGGGAGUGGGUCCACCAUGCCCUCUGAUGGCAGCAAGAGUGAGAAGCUGCCUUCCAGGGUGGCGGCUCUGCCCUCUGUGGGCAAGAGGGACUGUGUCAGGGGCAGCUUGGCCACCAGCGGUCAGGAGGGCCACACGGCCCCCGGGGAAGCACGCAAGACAGCCUUGCCUGGAGAGCCGAGCGCCGGGGAGGAGAGCAGCUCCGACUCAGAGCCCGGCUCAGCCUCACCGCCCGGCGCCGCACAAAACCCAUCUGUGUCUGUCCAGACCAGCCAGGACUGGAAGCCCACCCGCAGCCUCAUUGAGCACGUCUUUGUCACCGAUGUCACUGCCAACCUCAUCACGGUCACCGUGAAGGAGUCUCCCACCAGCGUGGGCUUCUUCAACCUGAGACAUUACUGAUGCCCUGCGGCGGCCUGGCUCUUGCCUGCCCUUCUCUGGCCUCUGGUUUUACUUUGAUAACUGCCCUGCACCCCCAAGCCCUUUCUGGGGUCCGGGUGGCCUCCUUCCGGGGCAGGCUUGGAGGGGACUUGCUCUGGCCCUGCCUGUGAUUUCAGGCAGGGCAGUAUCUCGAUGCCUUGCCAAGGCCUGGCCUUGCCCUCGUUCCUACCUCGGGGCCUUUGCUUCACUUCCCACAUGCCUCAGGACGUCUGCCUUCCCGUGUCUCUGGCCGAACGUUCCUCAAGGCCGCCCCCAGUUUACUGUUUGAACUGCCCUGCCUGUGACGACAGGGUGGGGGGUCAGCUUUCCUCUGCAUAUCCGGGGGACACAGCUGUUCGAGGAGGGACCCAGCUCGGUAGUUCCUGCCCAGUGGUGGGGAGGGGAUGUGGACUGGGCUGAGGGCAAGAUCUUGAGGGACUGCUCCAGGGCUCACCGAGGGGCAGGUAAGGGGCCUCGCCAGCCAGGACUCCCCUUCGGAGUGGUGCCCGACUGGCAAGGACCAGGGGGCCUGUCUGUCUCCCUGUCCCUGCCCCAUGCCAACAGCUCAAGACUGCGGCCUGAAUGUAGGGCAGGUGCUUGCUGUUGGGGUGCUCGGGAACCCUGGUUCACAUUAACAACUGCUCCAGUGUUGGCCAGAAAUCACGAACUGGGAGGGGGCUGGUCCCAGAGCUGUUUCACUAGAGCCUCCCCAUUUCCAGGGGAGCAGAAGCAGAAGGGUGUCACUUUGGCUGCCCUCCUUUCUGCUGUUUGUGCUGUUCUGUGCAGGGACAGCUGUGGCCCCACAAACUGCCCCCAAGAGCCCCUGGAAGGUGGGAGUGUGGGCAGUCGCUGGGGUUAGGCCCACCCUCCGUGGCCUCCAGCCUCCCGGCUUUGGACAGGUGUUUGGCACAGCUCCCACCGUGCCCACCUCUGCCACGGUCGAUGGGCACCUCCUCUCCCUGACAAUCCCUCCCACCUUUGGGGAUUCCACGAGCUCCUUCCCAGCUGCGAAGCCAUGUCCCUGAAUCCUUUGGAAGUGGGGCACGACCUGAAAGGCCAGAUCUGCCUGCCCCCAGACGGGCCGAGUCUGGGAGCUGCCUGGUAUGGCUUGUGGCAGAAAGGUGGGUCAAGGAGUGGGGUCACCAGGUCUUUGUGAUGCCAAAAGAAAAGUGGAGGUGCAGGGUCCUGUUCUGCCUCAGUGGUUGGUGAAAGCCAGCCAACCCGUGUGGGCUCUCCCUCUGUCCUGUUGCCUUGAUCACGGAGGAGCCCAGGCUUACGCGGUAAGCUCUGCUUUCUGAGGGGUGGGCCUGCCAGACCUCCAGCUCCCUCGACCCUCACCCUCCGCGCCAAAUAGAGAUGGCUUUUGUGUGUCUGAAUCAGUUUCAACAGUGUGCCUUUGGGGACAGACCCGUGUCCAGGACCUUGCUAAGGGGUAUCCACAUGUGGCUCCUGGGUCACCUGCGUGGUGGCCGUUGUGGGCUGCAGCGGGAGUGGUGCCCAUCUUGGCAGAUCUGAGAGCUCAGCAUCCCAGACAACCAGGCUAGAACUGGAAAGCGGGCAGCAAAGGGGAGAAUUGACCCCCCCACGCUCUGCCCCCCAGGAGGCGGGGGGUGGGGGUGGGGAAGAGAUUGCAGCUCACUGCACAGUCUGGAAGUCUGGAAGAAAGGGAUCCCAGCACACUGGGCUGCUGACACCAGCUUCCCCUCCAGUCCCUGGACACCCGGAUGUUCCCUGGCUAUGACUAGAGGGGCUCCUCUGGGCUGCCUUCCCCUCAGAGGGGCUGAUGGCCUCCAGGCUCUGAACCUCCCUUUCUGCCAGGCACCGGGCUGCCUUAGAGGCUGCAGAGCCAGGCCUCCAGCAGCUGUCUGAGCCCUUAGGGCCCAACCCUGGGCUUCGGUGCGCUGCUGGACAAAUGCAUGCCAGCACUGACCUGACAUUCUCGACAGCCGGGUCUCCAAACCCCGACGUGGUGCCUUCCUGUUUACCAGCUACUUCAAUCCCAAAGUUGACUGCAAACACCUUACUCCCAGCCACUUUGCCUUCUUGCUGUGUUGUGUGGUUUCCUUGGUGCUUGUGACUCCAUGUGGUUCAUGUUUAAAAGGGUGUGUGCGUGCGUGUGUGUGUGUGCGUGCACACACGUGCAGGCGUGACCGCCUCCGCUGGAGAGUUGAUUGUCAUGUUUACCAAUAAAAGUAGUACUCUUUUA
Messenger RNA from Callorhinus ursinus (northern fur seal), 3851 nucleotides. It is a transcript of the gene CBX2, whose product is annotated as chromobox 2. Gene Ontology annotation, cellular component: PRC1 complex; heterochromatin. Gene Ontology annotation, biological process: negative regulation of transcription by RNA polymerase II. The record is from RefSeq and is a predicted model, not a curated record. Lineage: Eukaryota; Metazoa; Chordata; Mammalia; Carnivora; Otariidae.